Messenger RNA from Vicia villosa (hairy vetch), 1131 nucleotides. Its product is annotated as L-ascorbate peroxidase 3-like. Lineage: Eukaryota; Viridiplantae; Streptophyta; Magnoliopsida; Fabales; Fabaceae. Gene Ontology annotation, molecular function: heme binding; peroxidase activity. The record is from RefSeq and is a predicted model, not a curated record. Gene Ontology annotation, biological process: cellular response to oxidative stress; response to reactive oxygen species; hydrogen peroxide catabolic process. The coding region runs from base 187 to 1032 and encodes 281 amino acids. The transcript has 8 exons.
UUUUGUGAAGCAACAUAAGCAAAAACGUUUUCCUUUUCCUCUCAUCUCAGCAAACCAAUAAAAUCCUUUACUUGCAUGACUCCAUGCCAACACCAUAAUUAGCACCUUCCUCAUUCUCCUAUAAAUCAACCAACCCCUUCCCUCCCCAACCACAACACACAAAACCCUCUUUCUUACACACAACCCAUGGCACAAUAUAGAGUUGACGCAGAAUAUGUCAAAGAAAUCGACAACACUCGUAGUGAUCUCCGUUCUCUUAUUUCCAACAAAAAAUGCGCUCCUCUCAUGCUUCGAUUAGCAUGGCACGAUGCUGGUACCUACGAUGCAAAAACAAGAACCGGAGGUCCAAAUGGUUCUAUCAGGAAUCAACAAGAGCUUAAUCAUUCUGCUAACAAAGGCUUGAAAACCGCUGUUGAAUUAUGUGAGGAAGUUAAAGCUAAACACCCCAAAAUUUCAUAUGCGGAUCUUUACCAGCUAGCUGGUGUUGUGGCAGUAGAGGUCACUGGUGGUCCAGCCAUUCACUUUGUUCCUGGUAGAAAGGAUUCAUUGGAAUCUCCCGAAGAAGGUCGACUUCCGGAUGCUAAACAAGGUGCAUCGCAUUUAAGAGAGGUUUUUUAUCGCAUGGGUCUGAAUGAUAGAGACAUUGUAGCUCUCUCCGGAGGCCACACUUUGGGUAAGGCACAUAAGGAUCGCUCUGACUUUGAAGGUCAAUGGACAAGAGACCCUCUCAAGUUUGAUAACUCUUAUUUUGUGGAAUUAUUGAAAUCGGAAUCGAAAGACUUGCUGAAGCUUCCCACUGAUAAGGUUCUAGUUGAAGAUCCAAAGUUUCGUAAAUAUGUUGAACUCUAUGCCAAGGAUGAGAAAGCUUUUUUCAGAGAUUAUGCAACAUCGCACAAGAAACUCUCAGAACUAGGCUUUAAUCCCAAUGGCAAUUAUCGUUCCAAAUUGGCUAAGGCAGUUUUAGGAGUGGUUAUUGCAUCAACUGUUGUGGUUCUGGGUUACUUGCUUGAACUCAACAAAAAAAUCAACUGAAAGAUUGAUAUUUGUUAUUGAACUAUACUUUAUUUGUUCACCAUAAAAGCAUUUACAUACUGCUUGAGUUUAAUUUAAUUUACAAUUUCAUAGAGUGUA